UUCGAUUCGCAUCGAUGAAUAAAGUCGUUCCUGUGCUUGUUUUUCCACUCUAGAACCCAAGCACUGUAUGGAAUCAUCGUGUUUAAACUGUGUCUACCAUUAUAGAUCCCCAAACUGAAAGGUCUCGAAAUGACCGUGAGGACGUCUGUGAUUCUGUCGUUACUCUUGACAACUCUCCUCGUUAAUACCGUCAGUGCAGAUGAACAGACUGCGGCACCAACGGAACGGAACGGUUCUCCCUCUAAGAACGAGGGGGAGAACUCCCCAGCCCAGCCUGGCCAGUCUACCCCCAAAAUGACUGAAGGAUCCGGCUCGCGCUCAGGCGAGGAACCGAUUCGCGAUGACGGCUCAGCCGAGCAAAGCCGACCUCGCCGACAGACGGCAGGAGGGCAUCCCCACUUCCCGCCCGGUUACACCGCGGGGCAUGAAAGUUUAAUGCAGAAAUAUCACCAGCACAUCGCCGAUAGCCACCGGUGGCACUCAACCGACGCCAACCGGGGCAAGGGACGAUCGCUGCAGGCCGGGGAGCGCCAGAAACAAGUCUUCCCGUACGCGGAAAGACGGCAGAUCGCGCAGCCGAGGAAAUAUCGCUUCGACGAGAACAAAGUGGGGCAUCGGGUGACAAAGACCCGGGUUCACUUCACCCCUCUCGGCGUCGCCGCGCCGGUGGGCCCCAUUCGGGAGGAAAAACGCCUGCAACGAACGUACAGCAAAUACUUCACUAAGGACGACGAGCAAAACAAAUUCUUGCCACCCAAGCAUCUCCUUCGCAACUGUUGGAUGCAGGCAAUGGUUGCGCGGUCGUUCUCACCGAGUUGCAAAGAGGACGGCACCUACAGCGCCAAGCAGUGUCACAAGAAACGAUGUUGGUGUAGCAACAAACACGGCAAGAUGGUCAACCCCUCUGGCAAGGACCGCGACCACGGCGUCUACUUCGGCAUCAAGGCACUGACCCUCCGCUGCUCAACGUAAAGGAACCGUUCUACAGCGCCGGCAAGCACCACAUUGUGGACAGCGCAGUGAUGGGCUUUUUCUUAUUGCUUAUGACUGACUUAAAAGCGCGACACCUUGCCUGGUACUCUUUACUCACAGCUGUUUUUAAUGUCAGGGUGUGACCGAUUGUUCUCAACAACGCUUCCCUCUGAACCCUUCCCAGAUCGAUCCUGCCGAUAUAUGACCUAUUUGGGAAGGAUUUCCCCACCAUACCCCCGUGGAUAGCGACAGGACGAUUGUGCGAAAUAAUCAGCACACUCUAUUUGAUCACAACAAACUUAAAAGACGGCACAACAGCUUCCAAAAAAGGAAAAAUUUAUUUAGGAGCGAAAUUUGGCACCAGUGGUGAAUUAGCGAUUGGUGAGCACGUUGGUCAUGUAGGCCUACAUUCUUCAAAAUAGGGCAUGGAGCACUGAGCUGCUGCGGCCCAGUUUGCAUGGAACCACAUCUUAAAAGGAACCAAACUGGGUUGUGCAAUCCAUACAUCUUAAACACGGGUGGGUGGUCAUUUUCUCAGAUUUUUGAUCCCUCAUCCUUUUUUCCCCCCGAGGACAAAAAAAAAUUCCCUGAUUUGUUUCAGACGGUCCAUGUGGGUGAAGUGGAACUUUGUUCAUGUCCUUACCUCUCACUACCAUGCCCCUUUUUCCCCCCACAGGAAUACCAGUAAGGUUCUUGUCCAAAGCCCAAAAAUAAGGAGAAGCCAAAAUAUACCUAGUAGUAGCCUAAAAUCAAAUUAUUUUACAUAAAUAAGCCGGAUAAGGCUUUCGCUUGAAAAUUGGCAUCCUCGUUUCCGAGAUGACAGAGGGUAAAGGGAAAGAAAUACCUCUUUUUGAGCCCUAAAAAUCAAAUUGAGAAGUCACAGCCAUCGAACAAAUACCCUACAGUGUGACAAACCUUGACAAACAGAAGAGCAUAAAUCAAGCCAAGCUCGUCGUUUGUUUCAGGUAUCAGACCUUGUUUAUUUGUUCCUUGCUAUAAGUCCUUUCUUUUUGCCUCUUCGGAGGACUCCCAGUAACGUCCGAGGACACCUUGCAAGUUAUCCGCAAAGUUCAAAUCUUUGCAAGUUUCAAAGAAACAAAAAUAUGCUCCUCGUCUUUAAAUGGCAUACUUUAACUGAAGAGAAAAAGCUAACCAACUGAAAGCAAAUUGUAAUUGUAUUGUAAUAAAUUGUUCAACUUCUUGCGACCACCACA
Molecule: messenger RNA, 2186 nt
Organism: Acanthaster planci (crown-of-thorns starfish)
Lineage: Eukaryota; Metazoa; Echinodermata; Asteroidea; Valvatida; Acanthasteridae
Source: RefSeq, a predicted model, not a curated record